AUACACAUGGACCCUUUCAAGUUCCUUACAAGCAUCGCACAAACAAUUUAGUAUAUGAAGAAACCCCGAAUCAAGCUCAUCCCUCUUCUCUCUCUCCUUCCCAGCUUCUCACAGAAGUCGCACACCGAGCAAGCAAAGCGAAAAUGGAAACCCCAAGGCACAGCUGCCUAAAGCUUGUACUCCCAAAGCCCAGCGAACCCAAGAAGACCGAACCCAUCUUCGUCAAGGCCACAUGGUUCGACACCCGCUUCGACCUCUCCAUCACUGACGGCCUCGAUGCUUGGGAUUGCCAAGCAUCUGAAGAGGAAGUGAUAGAGAGAGCGGCUCAGUGGGACCAGCCGGUGUCCGAGUACAUUGAAUUGGCCGAGCGUUAUUUGGGGUUUCAACAGCCUGGUUCGGUUUAUAAGUUCACUGAUGCUGGUGAUGGGAAUAGAAGAUUGUCGUGGACGUUUGAGAAAGAAGGGACCAAACUAGAGUGGCGAUGGAAAUGUCGACCUUCACCGGAUCGUAAGAAGACUACUUCAGGAAUCUUGGACUUUCUUCUGGAUGCCAAUAUAAGACUAAGUGAAGAAGUUGUGAGCAAAACUAAAUCGUUUGAGAGGAUGAAACUGGAAGCCGAGAAAUGUCUAGCUCAAAGCGAGAGAUUCAACAAUGAGAAGACGGAAUUUGAGUCGGCAAUCUAUGCAAAGUUUCUUGGUGUCUUGAACACGAAGAAAGCAAAACUUAGAGACCUUCGCGAUCAGCUGGCCAAGCAGGAUGCGGCUGGGAAAUUUGCACAAGAAGAUGAAGAGUCCGCAGAAAAGACAGAGACUUUUGAUGAGGAAAUGAGUGACGAUGCGAAAAGCAAGGAAGAAACUGUGGAUGCAGGAACAUCAAAGGCUGUGCCGAGGAGCAAUGCCGGAGGGAGGAAAAGGAUUACACGGAAGUAGCAUCAUGCUAACCAAGUCAACCGACUCUUUGUAGCGUGACUUUGUCAGACAAAGUAUAGUUUCUGCUGACAUGCGAAGGUAGUACAAAAACCUCGAAUCAUUACCAGAAAAGAGAAGAUAGGCCAAUGGAAGUAAUUAUACAGGUUGUUGAAUGUACAUACUUUUACAGAGCAUUAGGAAGCAAACUCUAGUGAUCUUUUCAUUAAAAUGUGGAGCUUUCGUCGUUCUUUCAAUUUUGUUGGUCUUUGACGCUGAGAUUGUAUGAAUUGAAAGGUUUUAAUGAUCUUUGGACAGCCCAAAAA
Messenger RNA from Syzygium oleosum, 1231 nucleotides. RefSeq names its product DNA repair protein XRCC4. Gene Ontology annotation, biological process: DNA recombination; positive regulation of ligase activity; response to X-ray. Gene Ontology annotation, molecular function: DNA binding. The coding region runs from base 144 to 929 and encodes 261 amino acids. The transcript has 5 exons. Gene Ontology annotation, cellular component: DNA-dependent protein kinase-DNA ligase 4 complex; nucleus; DNA ligase IV complex. The record is from RefSeq and is a predicted model, not a curated record. Lineage: Eukaryota; Viridiplantae; Streptophyta; Magnoliopsida; Myrtales; Myrtaceae.